AUGCCUCCGCCGCCUCACGCGUACGGCCAGUCCGCCAGGUCGCUCUACCCAACCUUUCUUUCCCUCCACGAGUCUGUUCUUCUUCAACUGACCUGGGCUUGGUGCGGAAUCAAAGACGCUUUGCGAUGGGACAUAGUAUUUUCUGUGGCAGGAGACCCUGAAAUACGUGUUAACAUUUACAAGUCGCUCUUGUUCAACUCGUUGUCACUCACGUCCAUUUAUGUCUUUGAUUGUUUCCUGCAACCUCUUGUCCAUGGGCGACAGAAGUUACAUCGGAACGUGGGAUGGGUUUAUCAGGCAUUGUGGCUCUUUCCUGUCGUGGGCCUUUCUUUCUAUCUUAAUAGCUCAUGGUGUUCUAUUAUUGCAAAACGCACCUUCAUCCUCCAACACGGAAAUCGUGCAACUGCGGAACAACCUACAACGUACGCUGGAAUGAUAAAGGCCAUUGCUACCAGCGCAUACCGAGUGAUAAUGGUCUUCACCUCGUUAGCUGUCUCGUUUGCAUUCAAGAGCAUCCCGUAUGUGGGAUCGCUCCUUAGCUUCCUCUUUCUUUGCUGGGUUGAUUCAUAUUAUUGCUUCGAGUUUGUCUGGAUCGCACGGGGAUUGUCACUUUCGUCGCGCGUACGACACCUGGAAGAACGAUGGGCUUAUUACCUAGCUUUCGGUACACAUUCAACUUUCCGUUCUCCGAAAGGUAAGAGUGCUGAAGCGUCAGCUUCUAUAGGCCUCCCAACAGCUGGUCUUUGUGCCUUUGGAUCUGGUUUGGCGAAUGGCGCGAUAUUCGCGCUCGUGUUUCCUUUGUUCGUAAUUAUGGCCAUGCAUGCCCGUCCAGUUCCUAUCGACCCGUACAGUCCUUUACCUCGUGGACAAGAACCACAGGAUGCCAUCAAGCACCCCUCGCCAUUCAUCCCCAUACGUCUUCCCAUUUUCGCCCUCGUACUAUUCAUUAACGAUUGGAUUGUGAAAAUAUUUAGUGUCGGCGGUCGUUCGCGUAGCAGAACCAGUAGCAAGGGAGAAGUGGGCGAGGCAUCAGAAAGUAUUGAGGAAGGAGGUAUCAACAAGAUUGAUUCUUCGGAGCACUACCGUAGUGUAACACCAACACCGAGAAUAGGCACAGAUAGGUUGCGGAUAGGCCGUCGUAAAAUAGACUAG
Marasmius oreades (fairy-ring Marasmius) is the source of this 1152-nucleotide messenger RNA. RefSeq lists its product as uncharacterized. The coding region runs from base 1 to 1152 and encodes 383 amino acids. Gene Ontology annotation, biological process: macroautophagy. Gene Ontology annotation, cellular component: endoplasmic reticulum. Lineage: Eukaryota; Fungi; Basidiomycota; Agaricomycetes; Agaricales; Marasmiaceae. The transcript has 6 exons. The record is from RefSeq and is a predicted model, not a curated record.